AUGCGCGUGGCGAACUGCCCGAGUCAGGAACUGGCGCUGACGAACUGCGCGUUCGUGAACGAUGCCGACGUCGAGGCGUGCGCGCCGUACGUGGAGAUUGGCGAUUGCGUGUUUUUGACGCGCGCGAGCGCGGAGGUGGCGCCGGGGGCGGUGGGACUCAACGGCGUGCAGCGAAAACAGCUGCGAGUGAGCACCGGAGACGCGGUGAAGUGGCGAAAGUACGAACCGCCGAGCCGAGAGUUCGAUUGCGCGGGAAUGACGAUCGAGUUGGAGUUCACGCGACCGGCGUUAGCGGCGAGUUUGAUCGCGAAGAACGCGCACGAGGGCGUGGACGCGAAUUCGAUGACGACGAUUUUGCGUAGGACAUUUAGCUCGCAGGUGUUCACCGUGGGACAAAAGGCGGCGGUUGAGUACUGUGGGAAUAAUUAUUUGCUUAGUGUGAAUCACGUCGUCGUGGAGGGGGCGAGGGAAGGCGUGACAUCGCUGCGAGGGAUGUUUACGCCGUCGACGGCCGUCGUGUACGAGGCGUCGUCCAAUAGCGGUAUAAAAAUUUUAGGUCAAAAAGCGGCGGUGAUGAACACAGGGUUGUUCAAGAGUAAAGAUUUUAGUUUUUCCAAGCUCGGAAUCGGGGGUCUGGAUCAACAAUUCGAGGACAUCUUUCGACGAGCGUUUUCGUCGAGAAUUUUCCCGCAGAGCGUAGUGCAACGCCUCGGGAUCCAACACGUCAAAGGUAUGCUCCUUCACGGUCCCCCGGGUACGGGCAAAACUCUGAUCGCGAGGCAAAUCGGGAAAAUGUUGAACGGCAAAGAGCCGAAAAUCGUGAACGGGCCGGAGGUAAUGUCCAAGUACGUCGGACAAUCGGAAGAAAACGUUCGUAAGUUGUUUGAAGACGCCGAAGCCGAGUACAAAGCGCGCGGAGACGAUAGUGAUUUGCACAUCAUAAUCUUCGACGAGAUCGAUGCGGUGUGUAAAUCUCGUGGAAGUGUUUCGAGUGGCACAGGCGUGCACGACUCCAUAGUCAACCAGUUGCUUACGAAGAUUGACGGCGUCGACGCGUUGAACAACAUCUUGCUCAUCGGUAUGACGAAUAGAAAGGAUAUGUUGGACGAGGCAAUCUUGCGCCCCGGUCGCUUAGAGGUGCACAUCGAAAUCGGUUUGCCCGAUGAGAACGGACGGAUACAGAUCUUGAACAUUCACUCGAAUAAGAUGAGUGAAAAUGAGUUUCUCGGCGGCGACGUCGACUUGGCGGAAUUGGCCAAGCGCACGGGCAACUUUAGCGGAGCUGAGAUUGAAGGCUUGGUGAAAUCCGCGGUGUCGUUCGCGCUGACGAGGCAAGUGGAUAUGAAUGAUAUCGGUGCACCGAUUGACGAAGAUAAUAUCAAAGUCACGAUGGCAGAUUUCGAGCUCGCGCUGCUCGAGGUCAAACCAGCGUUUGGGGCGUCGACGGAUCUAUUCGAACGGUGCAUGUUGAAUGGAAUGAUUUCGUACGGAGAAAAGUACGAAAAGCUCGUCUCGACCAUGGAGUCACUCAUCGAGCAAGUCAGGGUGUCGGAGAAGACUCCCAUGCUGACGUGCUUGCUCGAAGGUGGCGCCGGGAGUGGAAAAACGGCGCUCGCAGCCGCGCUCGCGAUCAAGUCGCAGUUCCCGUUCACCAAGCUCUUGACCUCAGACGGUUUCGUCGGUGCCUCCGAAGCGGCGAAGUGUCAAGCUCUCGCAAAAUUGUUCGAUGAUGCCUACAAGUCGCCGGUCUCGUUGAUCGUAUUGGACGAUAUCGAGCGCUUGCUCGAGUACGUCGCCAUCGGCCCGCGCUUUAGCAACGUCGUCUUGCAGGCGCUCUUGGUGUUGCUCAAACGUCAACCCCCACCCGGACGAAAGCUGUUGGUGAUCGGUACGACGUCGUUACCACUCGUUUUCGAGGACAUGGGUCUCAACGCCGCCUUCAACGUCUCCUUACACGUUCCCGAGUUGAGCCCUAGCGAAACCUCCGCCGUGCUCGCCGAGCUCGGCGCCUUUGACGCCGUCGAUCUUCCGCGGGCGUGUCAAGCGCUCCAAGCCCUCACGGGCGACCGCGUGCCGAUUAAGCGAUUAUUCAUGCUUCUCGAGAUGGCGCGUCACGGCAAAGACGAUCUCGGCGAUUCCAUGGACGUCGGCGACGGCCGUCGCGUCGUCGCCCUCGACCGCUGGGUCGCCUGUCUUCGCGAUCUCGCGCAGUGAGCGCGUCGCGCUCGCGCGCGCCGCGCGUCGCGCGCGUCGUCGCCGCGUCGCGCGCGUCUUAGAUCUACUACUUCGUAUAUAUCACAAUCAAAUCUCGCUCUUCGUCACCGCGCGCGUCGCCUCUCGCCUCGCCGCUCGAUCACCCAUCAAUCGCCCCGUCCUCCGCGCUCGCUCACUUCUUCGCCGACGACCGCCCGAACAGCCCGGUGAAUCCGUUGACGACGAUCCCGUACGUCAAUCCCGCGGUCACCGCGCCGACGCGCAGGAACGCGGCGAGCGAGCUCGUCCCCGAGUACGGCCCACCC
Ostreococcus lucimarinus CCE9901 is the source of this 2519-nucleotide messenger RNA. RefSeq lists its product with no specific name. Gene Ontology annotation, molecular function: ATP hydrolysis activity; ATP binding. Gene Ontology annotation, cellular component: Golgi stack. NCBI's taxonomy places the organism in Eukaryota, Viridiplantae, Chlorophyta, Mamiellophyceae, Mamiellales, Bathycoccaceae. Bases 1 to 2214 code for a protein of 737 amino acids. The transcript has 2 exons. The record is from RefSeq and is a predicted model, not a curated record. Gene Ontology annotation, biological process: intra-Golgi vesicle-mediated transport; SNARE complex disassembly; Golgi to plasma membrane protein transport.